Messenger RNA from Phaedon cochleariae (mustard beetle), 5658 nucleotides. Lineage: Eukaryota; Metazoa; Arthropoda; Insecta; Coleoptera; Chrysomelidae. The record is from the annotation of a GenBank genome assembly.
UUUGGGGCUCUUUUUUUUUUUCUUCCUAAUUGUCGAAUCUGUAAACUGUCGUGGAGAUGUUUUUGUGUAUUAUUUCAACAUCUAUACUGUACUCCACUUUGAGAAAUGAGAUUAUUAUUGUCAUCGAUGAUAUCGUGUAAUUUCGUUUUUUGUUUCAGCGUGGAAAGAGACCGCCUCCGUGAGCGAGAACGGCAGGCGCGGGCCCAGAUGACUUCGCAGGUGGCCGAACAGGAGAGUCCGGGCCUGCCCGGGAAUUACCUCUUUCAAGCGCCGAUCAGGGUGAAUCCGUCCUCGACCUCUGAUCCCGUCAAACAGCAGAUCCAGAGCAAGUUGGGCGCGUUCGAGAAGGUGCGCCACCUGCUGGACCACAAGGACACCGUCCUGAUCGGCGUCGAUGGGGUGCCUCCCAGUCCGGGAGGGCCGCCUCCCACCUCCUCAUCGAGGCAUCACGUGAUGGCGCCGGGGGCGGCAGGCCAAGGUGUUCCUAUCAGCAGGCUUCAACCGCCUCCCGACACGCGGCCCGAAUUCAAGAAACCCCACCAGCACCAACACCAGCACCCGCCCCCAGGCCACCCAGGCCACGCCCACCCGCCCUACCCCGCCCCCGCGCAGCAGCAGCAGCGCGGCGGGUACGUGAAGCUGGCGGAGGGCAAGCCGCCGCACGGGGGCAGGGGCGGCUAUCCGGGGCAGCCUGUGAAGCACGGCAGCGGCACGACGAGUCACCGGUCGAACGGGGUGGUGCCGGCCAAGGGACCGCCCAUAGGGGGUAUUGGAGGGGGAAGGGACAGGCACCGCAAUCCCUACGAGCAGAAUCAAGGACUGACGGCUGGACCGAGGGAACCUUUACCUUCUGCCACGCCAGGGGCCGCUGAAGUCGAUAAUAUUUUUAAGGAAAUGAUUAAUCCGACACAACCUAUCUCGGCUAUUGCUGCUACACCCAGGAUUGAUCUAGAUCACAAAUACAUGUUCAAUGCAGGUCUUGCCAAGUUGACUGAAAUUCCUCCGGCACCAUCUGUAAUAAAAAAGCGAGAACGUCAACCGACUACACGACCGUCAACGCAUCUAAAUGAUCUUAGCGAUGAUCUCAAAUUGUCAGAGGAAAGCGAGGACGAUCAAAAGGAUUCCAUGCCGUCUUCUAAUGUGAUGGUUGAAAGAAUGCUAUCACCGCUCGCCGCCACCCCUGCCAUCCACACCUCCAAGAUGGACCGCCCUCCGCCCCCCCUGGCCCCCCCAUCACCAGCCCCCUCCUCCUCCAGCGACUCGGGCUCCGAAUCCAACUCCGAAAGCGACUCCACCACCGACGACUCGGCCGAGGACAACGUGCCCACCACCACCACGGUGACGUCACCGCACCCGCACACCACCCCCCUCCAUUCGGAAAUCAGUCACGCAUCCCCUAAAGCCGUGGAGGUGGAGGAGGAGGAGAACAAGCAGCGCUGGAACUUGGCGUCGUUCGUGGUGCCGGAUGCGCAGCAGUCGCCGCUGCUGUCACCUGUCAAGACCGCGAAGGUGCCCGCAGCGACGGAGGAGUCCGAUACGAGCGAUUCGGCGAAGGACGUCGACAGGGUAGUAGCAGAGGCCAAAGCCCUGGCCGCCUUCACCUCCAUCCCCCUCCUCUCCAGCCUCUCCGACUCCGAGGAGGAGGGAAAAGAGCGCCACACGAAAAGGCGCAAGCGAGCCGCCCCACCGCCCGUGCCCAAACCGCCCGCGGUCAGUGACAGCGACAGCGACGACGAGGACGAGCGCACCAGUCGGAUAAAGCCGGUGAGUCGGGCUAGCCCGAGGACGAAGUCCGUCGACACGGACAGCGACUCGGACUCGGAUGCGCCGCCACCGUUCGCGAGGACAUCGCCGUUGCCCGAGAAGGUGAUCAAGCCCGGUCGCGGGAGGCCGAGGAAGAUUAUUGAGAAGAACAAACUGCCGGAGGCCGAAAAGGAAGAGAAGGUGAAGAAGCGCGGCCGACCUGCCAACGUCAAUAAACCCAGGGUGUCGAGGAGCGGGUCCUCGGACACCGAAAUCAAGAAGGCGAAGCGUGGCAGGCCACCCAAACACAGCAGGCCUCGCUCUCCGAGCACCUCCGACGAAGAAAGCGUGGUCAAGUUCGAGAAGCCUCCACCUCCGACCAGGAGACGGACGAAGUCUAAGAGAACGACGUCAACCAGUUCGGAUUCCGAUGGCCCGCCUCCCAGAAGAAGGAAAUCCAGUAGUAGUAGCAGGGCGGAGAAAGAAGUUUCCAAAGGAACUUCGAAGAAGGCGCUCAAGUACAAGGAAGAUAAAAAGAGGGCAACGAAAGGUUCUGACGACGAAUGGGGUGCCAAAAAAGAACGGAAGAUCGAAACCCCGAAGAAGAAGGAAACCAUUUCACCAACAAGGCGGAAAAGCAGACUGUCCACCUCCAAGAAAACCAUCGAACCCGUUAACCCCAAGUUCGUAUCAGACUCCAGCAGCGACAGCGACGCCAAAAGUAAAAAGUCGCGAUUAAAGCCCAAACUAAAUGCACGUUCCUUCUCCAACGAAUCCUUGAAAGUUAUGAGCGACUCAGACAGCGAAGCCGAACCACCUCCCAAGAAAACCCCCGUAAAAAUCGACUCCACCAUCAAAGUCGACGAGAACAAGUCCAUCGCGGACAAAAAGAAGAGCGACACCCUGCGGAAGCUUUUCACGCCUAAAAGAGACUCGGAAGGCGGCAAAGGCGGUGGUAAAGGAGGUGGUAAAGGCGGCAAAGGGGGCAAAGGCAAAGGAGGGGUCAAUGUCAUAAUAGUCGACGGUGACUACGAGCGUAGCAGCUCCUCCCUCGAGGAUGAAACCAUGCCUACUGUGACCAGUAAAGAGACGAAAAUACCCGAACGUCAUUCCCCGCAAAGCUGUCCACCUUCGCCCGUUUGCCCGGACGGGGUUGUUAAAGAUGCAGAGAAGCUGGAACUGUGGGUGCAGAUCGACCUGCGGAGGUUGAACAUGGAAUGCAUACCGGCUCUGAGGAGGCACUUGGAGAGCGAGAGGCCGUGGCUGCUGGAGAUGAAAGGAGAAACGAUAAAAGAAGAGAAACCUAGUGAUUUCGAAGAUGCCAAACAGAAAAUAGUAGUUAAAGAAAGUGAUAGUGAGAGUGCGAAAACGUUGUUACCGCGACCGGAGGAGCGCAAACACAAGUCCAAGAAGAGAAAGAGACGGAACAGCUCCAGUUCCAUGUCGACUGUGAGCAGCGGCAGUAGGAAGAAGGAGCAGCACCAGAAGAAGGAGAAGGAGGAUCCGAAGUCGAAGAGGCGGAAAGACGAGGCGGAAAGAUCUCGAACGGAAAAUCUCAGUUUGACCGAUGCCCCUGCCACCAACCACGAGCGGGAGGAGUGCCAAACGAUAGAAGAAGAGGUCCCUUAUGGCGAUGCGCCUGCUUCGACCAGUCGGCCUCAGAAUGGCAGAGAGUACCAUUCGUACUUCGAGGCUGCUGAGGAACCUUCGGAAUACGAAGAAAGGGAUCAGAAUCAGUACCUGAGCGACGCGAAAAGGUUGAAGCAUAUGGCCGAUAAAGAGACUGACACGAUAAAGCAGUGCAUGCUGUAUUUGGAGGCGGUGCUGUUCUUUUUGUUGACCGGCAAUGCCAUGGAGCAGGAACGGGUCACUGAAAAUUCCGCAUUCACCAUGUACAAAGACACCCUCUCAUUAAUCAAAUAUAUCUCGUCAAAUUUCAGGAAACAGCAGAACGUGUCACCUAUACAUAAUAAAUUAGCUGUGUUGAGUUAUCGGUGCCAAGCUCUUCUGUUUUACAAACUUUUCAAGAUGAGGAAACAAGAAGCCAAGGACUUGCAGAAAGUUAUUAGUGAAUAUUGCAGCAAGAACCCCGGCGUGAUGAUGGCCCAAGACGCCGCCCCCCACCACCCCCUGCCCCAGGGCCAAGGCACGCCCUCCCCGCUCUCGCCCACCCCCUCGCCCGCCGGCAGUGUGGGCAGCGUGGGCAGCCAGUCGUCGGGCUACAACAGCGGCGAACUGGCUACGCGGGCGGCCGCCCCUCCUGCCGCCCCUACCUUGGGCCAGCCGGCGACGCACGCGCACAACGCUGGGUUGUGGGUGCCCUUGGUCGUGUAUAAUGCGAUGGCGAAGCAGAACCAGCAGUUCACGUAUUUGCUGAGCUACCAGGAUCUGUGGGACGUGGCGGAUUCGUUGGUCGUUAAGGGGAAACAUACCGACUUCUUCAUAGAGUUGGAUAGACAAUGCAAGCCGCUGACGAUGCACAGUUCAGUCAUCGACUUGGUACGUUACGUGAGAGAAGGCAUCAAAAAGUUGAAGGAGAGUUAGGGAAAAAUGUCGCCGACAGUGUAAUACGCGAAAAAAAAAUAUGCCAAAGAAAGCGAGCACCAAGUCAAUUUAUCGUCAAUGGAACUGAGAAAGAGAGUUGCACGAGGCAUCUUUGAAAACGUACGGAGUCUCAAAAAGUGCUUUGCAUUCAGUCAGAGUCGAGAUAGCUUUCUACGCGUUUUCGAUAGGUUGUGACUAUGAAAUUAAUCAUUUGAAAAAAUUGGGAUCAAUAAGUGAGAUUAUCAAGUUUGAACAAGAAUGGUCUAUUGAAGCGGUACAAAUGGACAUUUUGAUCAACUUUCCACCAAUGUCCUAUCGAAAUUAUGAUUCUUUUGAAUGCUACUUGUAUACCUAGAGUGAUGAGUAGAUGGCACAUCGACGUUGAGAGCCAAAACUUCCCAAACGAUUCUUCUUAUAUGUUCUAUUCCAAUUUGUCAAAAACCACUUCAGUUUGGAUUAUUUCCCUAUCAGCAAGUGAAUUCCUGAACUUGAGAGGAGCAGGUAAUUUUAAGGUUAUCACGCGCAAUUUUUCUUGGAGAUAUUGAAUAAAUGACAAAAUACACAACAGAUACCUAAUCAUUACUUGUAAAAGCCAAUUAAACAAGCAUUAUCGGAGAACCAUAAUUUUCAAAUACCAUCGAUAGUAAGACAUGGCAAGUUGAAUCGCUUCAAUCAACCAGAAUAUCAGUUUAGUUCAUUCAAAGUCGACCAAUGUUUUUUCUAUACGAAUUUUUAAAGAGGAAUGUUGUCUUUACUCUGAUGAGAUAGCGAAUUUGUGUUAACCUUCAAGAAGAUAUUCUUACAUAGACUAGCUAAUUGACUAUAUUUAAUAUUUUACUUAUGGCAAUUGGGCCAUUUUUUCAAAAUGGAUGAAAAGUAAACAGUCGGCAAUGUCGACCCUACUUAGGGUGCAGUACUUUAAUAAUAAGUAAUAUUUUUACAUUAUUAGUAAAAUUCCACGUACAUAGUGUAUAUUUUUUUGUAAAUAGUGUAUGCUAAAGUUAUAUAUUUACAACAUGCUAUAUUUGUACAACGCUGAAGAAAUAUUGUAGGCCUAGUGAAUCAAAUUCCUGCAUCUCAUUCGGUUGUGGAUGGCGGAUGUAGAUAAAUUGAGAAAAAAGUAGUCAUUGUUAUUUUUGCAUAUAUUCUAGAGUUAAGCGUGCAUAUAUUGUAUCAUCUAUGUAUAUCAUGUACAUUUUUAUUAAUUUUAAAUUAUUUAAUUUUAUUUUUACCAUAGGCGUUUUGUCUUAAGGCCAUUUGCGAAAACGAAAUCAAAUGUUUGAAAAAAUACAUAAUUUUUUUACCUUAUAUUGUUAUGACAUUAUUUAUAAAUCUAUGGUGGCAAAAAUCUUAAAAAUGUUGAGUUUCUCC